AAUUCUUUUCUCUUUUUCUCUAUUUGGGUUCUCUCUUCUCUUCCCUCUCGCGAUUCACCUUCAACAACUCCCUUCUGAAACCAGAUAAAUUCAGUUGAAAUGGAUAACAAUGAUGAAUGUAGCAGUGACAUGUCAGGGAAGCAAUUAAUUCCUACAGAAACUUUUGCAUAUGGUUUGUAUGGAGCAUUAGGGAACCUUUCUCGUAUUGGUGAUGAGUACCAGACCAAAAUCCCAUCAUUGAUUACGGAAUCUGAGCAUCUUGAUUACGUUAAGAACCCCAUUGAGGAAGAAACAAAAGCUGGAGUACCAAGUGACUUCUUAAUUGGAUUAGAUAUACCUAUUGUUUGGAUCAAUCAAGAAGUUGGGAACAUGAAAGAGAUAGAGAGGGACACUAAAAUAGCACCCCAAGUCGAUAUGAAGAAUGAAAAUCCAACAUCCGAUUUUUCAGCAGAAGCUUCGAACAUGAAAAAUGAUCAUGUGGCAGGUACAGCAGGUAGCAGUCAACUUUGUCUUGUUCCUGGCAGCUUUCUUGAUUCAUGGACUGAGAUUGAGAGGGGUAGCUUUCUCCUUGGGUUGUAUAUAUUCGAGAAGGAUUUUGUUCGGGUGAAGAGAUUAAUUGAGAGUAAAAACAUGGGGGAUAUAUUGUCGUACUACUAUGGUAACUUUUAUAGGUCUGAUGAGUACAGAAGAUGGUCAGAAUCUAGGAAAAGUAGAGGCAGAAGGUGUAUAUUGGGACAAAGGAUAUUUAGUGGCUUAAGACAACAGGAGUUGCUUUGUCGUUUGAGACUCCAUGCAUCUCAAGAAGGCCAGAAUUCCCUGUUGGAGGUUUCUAGAACGUUUGUAGAUGGGAGGAUAUCAUUAGAAGGGUAUGUGUUCUCAUUAAGAGAUUUGGUUGGGAUCAAAAACUUCGUUGAUGCAGUGGCAAUUGGAAGCGGUAAGCCAGAUUUGACCGGCAAUGGCAUAGAGCCCACCAAGCAAAACCAAGCAAUCCAUAUUCGACCAGAAAUACCAAUCGGAAAAGCUUGCUCUUCUCUCACUUCAACAGAGAUCAUUAAGUUUCUUACAGGUGAUUAUCGGCUAAGCAAAGCUCGAUCUAAUGAUUUAUUCUGGGAAGCUGUAUGGCCUCGAUUACUUGCAAGAGGGUGGCAUUCAGAACAACCAAAUGGUUAUAAUUAUGCCGCAAAUGGGAAGCAUUCUUUGGUGUUUUUGAUGCCUGGAGUGAAGAAAUUCUCGAGGAGAUUAAUCAAAGGGGAUGCUUAUUUGGAUUCUGUAACAGAUGUUUUGAAUAAGGUUGCUUCAGAGCCACAACUCCUUGAACUUGAUGAUAGUGAAGAAAAUGGCGAAACUGGAAAGAAAUUGGAAGAAGAAGAAGAUGGGUUUCUUGAAAAACGGAAAAGCCAUUGUUAUCUUCAACCUCGAGCUCCAAAUCGUAGCACCAUUUUAAUGAAAUUUACUGUGGUGGAUACAAGUUUAAGUGGAGGGAAUAUUAUCAAAGUAAGAGAAUUGGAACCGCUGAAGUUGAUUACAAGAAGUCAUUCGGAUGAAGUUCACAGUGAGUUGGUUUCUAGCGAUGAAUCAGAUAGCGCAAACACGUUUCUCGUGGAUCAAGAAAUGACUGCUAACGGCCGUAAGUCCAAGAAACAGAAAACUUCCGGUGAGAAGAAAUUACUUGCAAAAAAACAUCUGAAAACUACGAAUGGUUCAGAUUCAGUAUUACCCGAGGCCACAAAGAAACUUACGAAAGCCAAUUUGAGCAGGAAAUCGAGACCAGAAAAUUCAAAUUCAGGCCAUUAUGCAAAACGACGAAGGAGAUUAUCUGCUUGCAGUCGCAUGGAUUUGAAGGCGUGUUCUAGCUUGGAAAGGGAUAUCGACGAUUUAACCGAGAACAUUUACUCUCAUGUGGGUUCAUCAUCUCAGGCUAAUCAUAAAUUGUCAUCAAAUUUAAGUUUUUCAUCAAGAUGUAGUUCGAUUGACACUGUUGAAGAACAACAGCAACCUCAGUCGAUGAAUUUGAUUGAUUUGAAUUAUCCCCAUAUUACCCCUGCAUUUGGAAAUUGUGAAUUUGCGACGGAAACAGGCCAGGUUAAAGAUGAAAGAACCGAGCCUGGCUCACCGAAACAAGCUGCAAGUAUGGUUGGUCCUGAUGAGCAACAAAAUGGUGCUUCCAGGAGGCAAAGCACUCGAAAUAGGCCACCGACUGCUCGAGCAUUGGAAGCCCUGGCUAAUGGGUUCUUAACGGUUAAUAGCAGGAAAAAGGACAAAGAAAAGAUUCGGGAUUCGACUUCAAGAUCAAGAAAUUCCCAUCAUUCAAGAGGCGAAAUUGGGGUUAUCAGCGAGUGUAGUACAGGCGAUGCUUCUUCUGCUGUGAAAGGAGAUAAUGGUGAAAUUGAGAAGUAGUACAAAGAAUCGGAUGUAAGUGACAGAAAUUGACAUUUGUAAAUGUUGCAGAGUUGGGCAAAUUCUUCAGGAAGUUUAUUGAGUCGUUUUUAUGGACGUUUGACGUUACAAAAGACCCGUGAUAGAGAAAAUGAUCGAGUCGUGUCCCUGUUUCAGGUUGGAUGUAGAUUUCGCUUUCGUCUUUGACUUUUUCUUUUUCAAUCUUGACCUGUUAAGAUUUGAUGGAGAAUUUGGUAUAUCUAGGAUUGUAGGUGAUUUUUAUUGUGCUUUUGUUCAUAUAAGUGUUGUGUAACUAUUUGGAUGCAUAAUUGGGAUCCUGAUACUCUCCAUUGGAAGGGGGUUCAGAAGGAU
Cynara cardunculus var. scolymus (artichoke) is the source of this 2748-nucleotide messenger RNA. RefSeq lists its product as uncharacterized. The coding region runs from base 100 to 2397 and encodes 765 amino acids. Gene Ontology annotation, cellular component: nucleus. Gene Ontology annotation, molecular function: transcription corepressor activity. The transcript has 3 exons. NCBI's taxonomy places the organism in Eukaryota, Viridiplantae, Streptophyta, Magnoliopsida, Asterales, Asteraceae. The record is from RefSeq and is a predicted model, not a curated record.